Molecule: messenger RNA, 2933 nt
Organism: Aegilops tauschii subsp. strangulata
Lineage: Eukaryota; Viridiplantae; Streptophyta; Magnoliopsida; Poales; Poaceae
Source: RefSeq, a predicted model, not a curated record
AUGUAUCAGAACAGCAACGUGAUCAAGGCUGCAGCUGCUGCUGCGAGGACUAACGUCACAAGGGAAAUCCGGCAGGAACUGAAGGCCACCGAUCCCGACCGAUCGCGCGGCACGGAUGUCGAAAGCUCCUCCAUAGUUGACGGGGAAGGGAGUGGCUACCCACUGGAGCUUCGACCAACUACCACCGGUCAAUUCCGCUUUGGGGCCACCCCUGACUCUACCAUCAUUAUAGGGGUAUGGGGUUCGAGACAAAGAAAGAUCAAGGCAGCAUAUCAGUUUUUCCUAUAUAAUUUACUUGGAUCCGUUUUUAUGCUAUUAGCUAUUCUGUUGAUUCUUCUCCAAACAGGAACCACCGAUUUACAAAUUUUAUUAACCACUGAAUUUAGUGAGCGGCGCCAAAUCCUUCUAUGGGUUGCUUUUUUCGCCUCUUUUGCCGUCAAAGUGCCUAUGGUACCAGUUCAUAUUUCGUUAUCCGAAGCCCAUGUAGAGGCACCUACGGCUGGAUCCUUCAUAUUGGCUGGAAUUCUUUUAAAAUUGGGAACCUACGGGUUUUUAAGAUUUUCGAUACCCAUGUUUCCCGAAGCGACACUUUGUUUCACUCCUUUCAUUUAUACUCUAAGCGCGAUUGCUAUAAUAUAUACUUCCUUGACCACUUUAAGACAGAUCGAUCUUAAGAAGAUCAUUGCCUACUCCUCAGUAGCCCUUAUGAAUUUGGUGACUAUUGGUAUGUUUAGUCCGAACAUACAGGGAAUUGGAGGUAGCAUUUUACUUAUGAUAAGUCAUGGACUGGUUUCUUCAGCCCUUUUUCUAUGUGUUGGUGUUCUAUAUGACCGACAUAAGACUCGACUUGUUAGAUAUUAUGGAGGUUUAGUGAGCACCAUGCCGAAUUUCUCUAGCAUUUUCUUCUUUUUCACUUUAGCCAAUAUGAGUUUACCCGGCACUAGCAGCUUUAUCGGGGAAUUUCUAAUCUUAGUAGGAGCUUUCCAAAGAAAUAGCUUAGUAGCCACAUUAGCUGCGCUUGGGAUGAUUUUAGGCGCGGCGUAUUCCCUUUGGCUAUAUAAUCGUGUGGUUUCUGGAAAUUUAAAACCCGAUUUCCCCUCUAUAAAUUCUCCGAUCUAAAUGGUAGAGAAGUUUCCAUAUUUCUACCUUUUCUUGUUGGAGGGGCGACCGUCCGUUGAACUACCAAAAAAGGGUAAACCAAUGUGAUCAUGACAUUGUAGGUGCUUGCGAUGGGACGGAUGCGACUUCCCUCAUAAGUAAUGGGUGGCAUAGCCCGUAGUGGAAGUCCCCUUUUUUUAUCCAUUUCUUUAUUGCCCCAGAGGGGCCCACCCUGGUGGGACCGAGAGAAAGAAAGGACGGGGGGGCGACCAUGCAUGGCACUUCUCGACCGUGUCUCCGAGGGACAGUUGAACGAGCGACUCAUGAAUGCUGCCGGGUCGGACGAGCCAAUAACUCGAACGUGUUCGGUCAGUUUUUUGAGCAAGAAUCACAGCGUUACCUUACCUUCACCAUGAUAUACGGACUCCAAGUUCUUAUGGCAGAGCACGAGGAGUUUCCUUCAAUAUGAUGAUGAGAAUGGAAACCAGAAGCACGACUGGGUCUUCGUAGUCCGAGAUCAUACUUAUAUAUCAGUCACAGUAACGUAAGCAUGAGACUUUUUGGUAGUACCGGUGAACCAGAUGGCCGCGGCGAGGGAAUCUGGGACGGAGGACUCGUAAUAUUUCUAUAGAUCUGGCAAAAGCGAAAGACCCCUAACGUCAGGGGCUGACCACUGAGCUCACUCAGGCCCCGCUGGGCGGGCCAGAGUGGGUGCGAGCUGGAAUUGCCAUAGCUUAUGGUUAGAGCAAUAGGAAAGGGCCCAGCAGAGAGAACAGUCAGGAUAACGAGCGCGGAGCCCACUUGGCAGGCGGCAGGAGCAGCGGGCAAGUGCUUGCUUGGUAGGCCAACAGCCCUGUGAACCGGGCGAGGCACUUGACGAAAGGGGGGCACGCUGAGCAAGUACGCAAAAUUGGCCCUGCGGAGCUUUCAAAAAGAAAAGCAAGGACCACUACGGGAGGUCGAACCACGGACCGGAGGUAGUAGAACGUGGUCCGCACCGGUCAAUAUUGGAUCAAACAAUAGGGGACCGUAGCACUGACCUUUUUUUCAAGACAAUAGGUACUGUUCCCUACCGAGACAAGGGACACUCUCAACGGAUCCUCCACGCGCUGGGCAUACCAUAGUUCUUCCGUGCGUCUUUAUCGUGGCGGAAACAGAACACGAGGGAAAGACCCGGCCGACUCGCCCAGGGCACGAGGGCGAGCCAUACGAGAGUGAGUCAAAUUCUGUCUACGUUCUCGGUUUGGGUUCGGGCCCCUCUCGAUCUUUUGCGUAUAAGGGAAGGGGGAAGGAGUCUAAAUCUAUGGACAUUAAUGACCCACCAUUGAUGGAUGUUGCACAUGACACGAGAAAUUCGACUCGUCGGUCCGGUGCUAAUAGAAGUCGCUUACUCUCCGUCUAGCGAAGGUGCCAGAUCCUUAAAGUAAAGUAUCUAUCAGCCUAGUGUACCAACCACGUGGUACGACGGGCACUCAAAGACCUGGCGAAUGAGGGCCCACCCCACCCAAGAGCACUUAUGUCAUAUGGGAACUCUCGGCUGGAAACAAUCCUUAUGGUUUUUAUAUCCGGUUAGAAUAAUAAGAAAGAAUCAAAGUCCAGGUUGGUUGGUGAGCCUAGUGAUAGGAGACUAUCUAGCUUGGUUCGGAGAGGACUUGUUGGGUUUCAGAUUUGUUUUUUGCUAAAUGUUACGGCCUAAAUGCUGAACUAUUGACCCUACUUGUUCGGAUGGGUGUUCACCCCAAAGUGUUCCUGGAAUGCAUGCAUACAUCCGUAAGUAACUUAGUGCAACAUGGCAAAUUUCAUUGAGAGGAAUCAGCAAAGAAAAGAAAUCUUCU